CACGGAUGGGUGGUUCUUUCUGAGAGGCGUUGCCAUACAGCGACUGCACCAGGAACAUAUACCCGCAGCCACUUACUCUGUUUCAUACGUUGCGCACCGUGUUGCCAUUUCUAGCACUGCUUACUUCGCCCUGUGAGAUAUCUUGUGAAACACUGUCUACGCCAUGGCCGACUACAUUCACGUCCCAGACGAGGCUCCCGCUGUGCCCAAAAUAGAUGUGACGGUCGAUGAGAACGACUACCGACUCGGUGCAUUGCGGCUAAUGAAGGAGCUCAGACCGAGCUGGAAGCCGUCCGAAAUUAAAAUGAAGUUUUUCACCGAUGGAAUAACCAACAAGCUGCUUGGCUGCUAUGUGGGCGCAGUCAUGCUGGAUGUGGUCCUGGUCCGCAUUUAUGGCAACAAAACGGAGCUGCUGGUCGACCGGGAGAACGAGAUUAAAAGUUUCAGAGUGCUGCAUGCGCACCGCUGUGCCCCCCGCCUUUACUGCACAUUCAACAAUGGCCUCUGCUACGAAUUUCUGCAAGGAACCGCCUUGGAACCGGAGCACAUCCGUAGCCAAGCUGUUUUCAGGCUUAUUGCGAGACAGCUGGCCAAGUACCAUGCCAUCCACGCCCACAAUGGCUGGGUUCCCCGCUCUGACCUGUGGCUGAAGAUGGGCAAGUACUUUGCGCUCAUUUCCAAGUGCUUCAAGGAUCAUGACUGGUUGAACAUGGAGGUCCCCGGCCCUCAGUCCCUUCGCAAAGAGCUGCUGUGGCUGCAGCAGAGCUUGUCUGUGCUGGGCUCUCCUGUAGUUCUUUGCCACAACGAUCUGCUUUGCAAAAACAUCAUUUAUAACCAGAAGGAAGGCAGUGUAAAGUUCAUUGACUACGAGUAUGCAGGGUACAAUUACCAAGCCUAUGAUAUUGGGAAUCAUUUCAAUGAGUUUGCUGGCCUGAAUGAAGUGGACUAUAGUCAGUACCCGGGGCGGGCCUUUCAGCUACAGUGGCUGCGCUCAUACCUGGAGGCCUACAAGGAGCACAAGGGCCAGGAUGGUGAGGUCACUGACACAGAGGUGGAGAUCCUGUACGUUCAAGUCAACAAGUUUGCCUUGGCGUCUCAUUUCUUCUGGGGACUCUGGGCUCUGAUUCAAUCCAAGUUCUCCACCAUCGACUUUGACUUCCUUGGAUAUGCAAAGCUGCGCUUCAACCAGUACUUCAAGAAGAAACCAGAGACAUCUGCUCUGACAUUACCUGAAUAAAACGUAGUAAUCUCCCUUU
Molecule: messenger RNA, 1256 nt
Organism: Poecilia reticulata (guppy)
Lineage: Eukaryota; Metazoa; Chordata; Actinopteri; Cyprinodontiformes; Poeciliidae
Gene: etnk1
Product: ethanolamine kinase 1
Biological process (GO): phosphatidylethanolamine biosynthetic process
Cellular component (GO): cytoplasm
Molecular function (GO): ethanolamine kinase activity
Source: RefSeq, a predicted model, not a curated record